Mytilus trossulus (common blue mussel) is the source of this 16415-nucleotide messenger RNA. RefSeq lists its product as uncharacterized. Bases 66 to 14015 code for a protein of 4649 amino acids. The record is from RefSeq and is a predicted model, not a curated record. Gene Ontology annotation, biological process: regulation of transcription by RNA polymerase II. Gene Ontology annotation, cellular component: nucleus. Gene Ontology annotation, molecular function: DNA binding; DNA-binding transcription factor activity, RNA polymerase II-specific. NCBI's taxonomy places the organism in Eukaryota, Metazoa, Mollusca, Bivalvia, Mytilida, Mytilidae. The transcript is spliced from 9 exons.
AUUGAAAGCAAUAGAGUGUUUACGUACAGCGCACACAUGUAGGCCUAAAUAUCAUCAAGUUUGGGAUGGAUUUCUCGGCCCUGAUUGCCGAUUUGAGGACCAUUGCAAGUCGGUACAACAGUAAAGACACCGACCGCAAUGUAUCAACAUCUAUGUAUUGCGAAAUGUUUCGCAAGAUUUUACAGAAGGCAGAGAAUGGAGUAUCAGAAUAUGGAGACCAGAUUGUUAUACUAUGGAUGACCCUAUCUCAGCUCUGUAAUACAUACCAGACCUUGACCUCAUGUCCUGCCAGAGACAGUCUAUACCAACACAUAUUUCUAUUGUGUGCCAAAGUUGUGCUUAAUAUAAAAUGGCAGCAACUACCUGACGAUGACCAGGGAAAGGUUAAUUUUUCUCAAACCAUUGCCAAUACACAUCAACACCUUGUUAAUACUGGUUUUAAGAGGUUUGAGUUGUUGACCCCUCUGAUGGAAAAUCCAUGGACAGAUCCAAUUCUCAGUAAAAUUAUGUCUGGAGAUGAGAAAGAGGAAUCGUCUGGGAGUGAUACAGAAACAGAGGAGACAGAAAGAGAAAAAGAAAGAAAGGUGAAGGAAAGAUUGGAUGAGAUAGCUAAUUACGUCCGAAAAGAAGAUUCAUUGAUACUAAAACUACGGGUAGAGAUGUUAAUCUUAGAGAAUUGUGAGGACUUUGCUCUUAAUCUAUGCAACUGUAUAGUGAAGUAUGAACCAUUUAAAGAUGAUUUGGAUUUGAGAGAGAUGCAGUUUAAAUUACUCCACAAACUUAAUCAUAUGGACAAACUACAAGAAGAGUGUGAACAGAUUAUAUGUCAUACUGGUAUCAAGAUAAUAAACAGACUUGAACAAAAGGAAAGUAACCAACAGCUGUGUGUCAGACUUGUCCAGAUCUUUCUCGUUCAAGACUGGAUCAAUCCAGAUCGUAACUGCUGUACAAAGGAAUUAUUAAAACUUUGGAUUAGACACCAGUACAUGGCUGACAGGGAUAGAGCUAAGUUCCUGGAAAAUGUUUGGUCUAUAGCAAAAUUGUCCAGUAAAACAGAACAAAUUGGUGUCCUUGUUACUGGUUUACAAAAAGAGUGUGGUACAAAGUUACGUCAACUGUACACAGAUCUGUGUGUUUAUGCCAUUAAUUUGGACAAAGGAGGGUGUGAACAGGAGAUGAUGCAUAACAACAUGGACGGCGUAAAAGAGAAACAAAUAUCAAUGGCCGCAACUUGUGAAAAAUUGGCCAACAUUAUAGCUAUGAACAAUCUGAAAGCAGCAAAAGUUAGUGCUUUGACAGCAUUUUCCUUAAAUCCUUCUCGAUCAAACAUGUAUCUAGUGGAAAAAAUGUAUGUGAAUAAAACAUUAAACCAAGCUUCAACUAAACGACAAGAAAAAAUGAACAAAGGAAAGGACAGAAGAAUAACUCAUGAUGGAGAAGUAAAUCUGGCAACACUGUAUGAAGUAGAACGUAUAUUGAACAUGUUUAGACCAUACUACUUAAACCCAGAUUUGUCAUGGUCAGAACUGUUUCCUGUUUGUCAAAAAUUCAUGUUGGAAAAAGGGACAAACAGUUCCAAAGAAACACAAAAGUCUUUAAAGGAGAAAAUGUCUGAUUCUGUUAAAGAUGGACUGAUGCAAUAUUAUUGUGAUGAUACUACACAGUUUACACCAUAUAAACAGGCAGCUAAGGCACCCACUGGUAAUUCACCGCCAAAAUCACCAUGGACUUCUACUGCCACUCAAAGCAAACCUGCUCUUAGCAGAGACUCUAAAUUGAUUCCAUAUGCAAAACUUAAAACUAUGUCUAUUGAAGGAAGUCCAGUUGACAUGACAAAGUCUAGUCCAGAAGCUCCAAUAAAGCCAAAAGUGAAACCAGAAAAAACCAUUGACCUUGCCAAACUUCUGGAAGCAACCAAAAAUAUGCCUCAGAUGCAAUCACUGACUAAAACUGCAACACUAGUUUCAAAGAAGCCACCCCCUUCAACGCAUGGAAAUUUCCAAAUACCAUAUGUACCUGGACUUACUACAAAAGAAGUUGAGCGUGCUUUGGUUCAACAUCAAAAAAAUUUGAGUCGAUCAUUUUCUGUAGACCAGUUAAAAGUUCAAAAAUCAAAGGUCAGUUCUUCUGAUGUACAUCAGAAACAAGCACAACGUUCUAGAACUUUGUCUUUAGAGCGACAGAUCUCAGAACCUGGUAAGAUGUCAGCAUGGAGUUCUGCUACUGAUUUAAGCAAAACAUCAAAUCAUCGCCCAAGAAUCAUUCCAGAAAGAUCACACGAUAAAGCUUUGACAUCAUUCCAACAUUCAUUUGGGAGUAACGCUAACCAAUCUUCAUCAUCAAACAAAUCCUCUCUUCAUAAAAGCCUUCCUAGUAAGCAGCUUCAAACAUCUAAAGAAGUAACUAAUAACUCAAAAGGAACUAGUGAGAAACAAAGUGUUACAACUGCUACUCCAGCUCGAAGAAGUAGACAGCCAUCGAAAGAGGAGCUUCAAAGUAUUGUUGACUGGUUACAAAUUGGUACAGAGGAUGCAAAAAUAACUUCACAGCUUUUAUUAAAACCUUCAAAGGAGGAAAGUGUAGGAUUGGUUCCUAAAAAGAAAAAAGAAAGUUCGGCAAAAACUAGUAGUCCAGAUAAUUCUGUUCAAUACGUAGCAUUUGGAUCAAGUCCUGGUCAAGCUAUUCAAAAUACAAAACCGGGUCAGCAGUUAAAAAUCAAGCGUGAUGAUUCCAAAAACUUUGCCAGUCAGGUGAUGACAAAAGUUGGCAUACGACCAGGAAUGACUGAAGAACAAAUAAACAUUGCUAAAAUUAAAUUGAUAAUGCGUCAACAACAAGAGGAGGCAUUGAAGGAAAAACAAUUAAAGGAACAACAGAAAAAACAACAACAAGCAGUGUCUAAAGGAUUCUUGUUAAUUCCUGGCUCAGCACAUAUGGUCAUGCAAUCUAAACUGCAAGGACACAGAACUAAAUUGUUACAGGAUAAACACAAACUGAAAACAGUUCAACCUUCAAGUCCAUCACCAGUAACAACAACAACAGUCACAACCUCUAACUAUCAGCCUCAACUUCAAAAUAUUGGGUCACAUGAUGGAUACAUGUUUGUCAACCAUAUGAUCCAAUCAACAAAACAGCAAAGCAUAAAACAAACUGAUUUAUCAACACAGCCAACACUUAAUCUUGGUGCUCAACCAAUAACUAGUCAAGUUUCUACAUCUGUAUCAUCUUCUGAUGGCCAUUCAAAACCUCCAAAAUAUCGAGAGGUUGACAUUCAAAAUGCAUUACAGUCCUUAUCAAAAGUGCUAGAUAAAUCAUCCACAUUUUUAAACCAGAAUCCGACAGCCUUUAGCAAGUCUAAUAAAUCUAAAGAAGAACGACCUGCACGUCCUGCAUCAGCCAUGCCAAGUCUCAUGUCAACAACAACAAUAGUGGUAACAACACAACCAAGAUUGACAUUAGUACAAUCAUUUACAAGUUCCCAGACAUCCACAACUGUUACAUCAAAUCAAAAGCAACAGAAUGAACAAGAACAAAACUCAGCAUAUCAACUUUUAUAUCUAGGACAAAUUAAAACUGGAAAAUCAUCUGAAUUAAAUCCAGUUCAGCAAUUAAGUGGUGCUUCAACAUUAACUGUUUCUAAUCAAAUGAAUAGUGCUCCCGUGGAGAAUAUGAACUCUGUGUGUUUAGCUAGUCAAGGAAUGGCUGUUCAAUCACCUCUUGUUCAAAAUUUGAAUAAUCCGUCAGUAGUACAAAAUUUUGGUGCUUCAAACCUCUCUAUUCAAAACAUUUGUUCUCCUUCAAUUCAGACUGGCAGUACUGACAAUGUAAUGAUACAAGGACUAGGAGGUGUGUCACAGCAACCAAUGGAUGUACAGACAUUUAGUGCUGCAAAUAUGAAUUUACAACAGAUGAAUGUUCAGGGAAUGGCAGUUCAAACGAUGAAUAAUCAAAACAUAGCAAUACCAGGCAUGCAAGCUGAAACAAUGAAUACUCAGAAUAUGGUAGUACAGGAAAUACUACCUCAAGCUGUUCAGACUUUACAAGGAAGUUACACUGAGGGAUUGGCUUUUCAAACAGUGAAUACACAAAAUACAUUAGUGCAAGGAUUUGGUGCUCAGACUUUAGGGUUUCAAACAAUAAGUGAUCAGACUGACAUUCGCACAUUAGGUGGCCAUACAAACAUUCAAACUAUUAGUGCUCCAGCAUUUAGUGUUCAAGGAAUUACAAACGAUAAUAGCCUUGUACAAAUAAACCAACCUGUUGGAAUUCAAGGAUUAACUUAUCAGCCUUCGUUAGAUACAAACUCUCUAGCACUUAUGAAUCAAGGUCAAUCCUUUGUUGGUGUACCUAGUAUGCCACAAUCUUCACAAACAAUAGGCUUUACAAGUUUGCCUGAUGGUGGCAUUAGCAUGAAUAUAAAACGUGCAGUUCCAAAUACAAGUGUCACAUUUACGAAUUCUACCCGAGUUAUGUCUGCAGAAGUUUCAGCGCCAACUAACAUUUUGCCAUUAAAUAGUCCAAAUACUUCUGCAAUGAACAAUGUAAUCUUACCAGGGAACAGCUUGACACUGACUCAGACAACUGGUCAUGCACCAAUGAAUUAUAUUGGAAACAUGUUACAAGGAGGACCAAUAGCAAAUACCUCUAUUAUGGGAAAUAUUAUAUCCACUGGUCCUGCAUCAUUUAAUCUGGUUCACAACACAACAUUGCAACCAGGACAAAUUAUUCUACCAAACUCUUCCAAUAUGCAGAAUAAUACAACUCUUAGCUUAAACCAAGCAAUGACAAAUGUUCCUAACAUGAAUACACCAGUAGCGUUUGGUACACCUUCAAUUACUCCAUCAACACUCAACUUGAACCAACCAAUCCCAAUUGCUCCUGCCAUUCAAAAAACACCACCAAUAGCCUUUGGUACGCCUUCGUUUACAGCCACAGCCAUAUCUCCAAGGAUGCCAAAACAAAAUGUUACAAUACUGCCAAAAACAGAAACAACUACUAACAAUGUUGUUGUUGGUCCGUUUAGAUUUGUCCCCGACCCAUUGGUCAUGAACACAGUACCAGCGUGUUCAAGUUCACAAGGAUAUUUGCUUCCAGUCACAAAUACCAAUUCUGCACCAACCAUUCUUCAAAGUCCUGAAAGUAAUGUUGGAUCUGUUACAAUGUCUGUUGCUCAACCAAUGGACAUGAAUAUUCAGUCACCAAUAUUAGAGGCCAUGUUAAAUAGAGGAAAGGGUGCAACUGUGGAAGAUUCCAAAAACAAAAAAGCAGAAACUACUCCAGUGACGCCUAAGAAACAUAACUUUGAGAUUGUAAGACGGGUUAGUGCUAGUGAACUUGAAAGACAGACUAUAAGCACAACUUCAAGCUUGAGUUGUAUGUCUAGUAAAUCACAAAGCCUUGUAGCUAGCAGCGAGUGUAAACAAACAAAUGUUUUAAAUAUCAACAGUGUUCCACUAGAUGAAAAUUUGACGUCUCUAGAAAAUGUUGAUACUACAAUGUCUGCACAAUCUGGAAUAGAAAGUUUAAUAACAAAUACCAUGACACCUAUCUCUAAUCCAUCUGGGGUAAAUAUUGUUGAUGUUCAUAUUACCACUUUUAGUAAUAAGAAAAAAGAGAAUGAAGCACAGGAUAUUUCAAAUAGUGGUACUGCAGAAAAAACUGACAAUCAAAAUACGCUUUCAAGUCCCAAGUCCAAGAAUUCUAAGAAUGAUAAACAAGACAAAAGUGGGACUAAGAUAUUGUCAGACAAUGUUCAUGAAAACUUUUGGAAAGAUUUUAGUCGUUUUAAGGAAAGAUUGGCAAAUUGUAAAAGGUCUGUGACCUCUACUAGUACAGAGGGGCAAAACAUUUUAGAAAACAAUUCCAAAAACGGGGAUACUUGCGAAACAAAAGAUACGGAAUCACAAAAAGAUUCAGAGGACAAUAAGAAUUUAGAAGACUUGACAUAUAGAGAGCUUAUUGAUAAUAAAAUCACUAACAUACUGGGUAGUCCAGAGAAAAGUUCUGAAGAGACAUUGAAUGAACAGGAUAAUCAGAACGUAAAACCAGUUUGUGACUUGCAAGUAAAUGCUCCAGAAGCUUUUAACAUAGAACAGGUUAACAACAGUCAUGUGGAAGGGGAGAACAUUGCUUUAGCACUGGAAUAUUCCAAUACAGACAUUGGUCAGAAUAAUGAUAACACACACAAAUCUAUAGAAGACAAAACAGAGAUAAGUCAGAAUGUACUAUCUCUUCAGUGGGUUCAAAAUGUAGAAAUAACCACAAAGAUAGAGGACUCUAAGUUAGAAUCUUCGACAAGGAUGGAUGACGUAGGGGAUCAAGAUUAUAAUAGUGUGGAAGAUGAAAAUAAGAAAAAUGAAGAUAAUGAUUCAGGAUCAUAUAGAAAUACAAAUUCAGAAAAAGAUCAUGACACUGACAAACAAACCAAUGAAAUUUUACUAGAAAAAGAUCAGGAAUUUGAUGCUGAAAGUGAACUUAAUAUAAACCAAAUAUCAAAUGCAGAUUCUGACAGUGAGAAACAAUUUGGCGUAAACAUGGACCAUAUUGAAUUAUCUAAUGCCAAUCAUACAGGAUCAGCAAAAGGGGAGGAGUUUGAUGAAGUGGCACAUUCUGAUAGAAGGACUGAAGAUUUUUUUAUUUCUGUAAAUGGCAAAACAGUUACAGCUGAAAAUGUUGACACAAAAGUAAAUAAUUUAAAAUCUACAGAAAAUGUGGGAAUAUCAGAAGAAAAACAUGAUAGUGCUUAUGAGGAAGAAAGCACGGGAAUGGAAGGAGUUCAAGCUCAUUAUAAAACAAAUUUAAAGGUUACUGUGAAUAAGGAUAAAACUAAAAAGCGGUUAAUCCAACUUGUUGAUUAUUCAGAAACUUCUGAUUCUGAUGCCAAUUUUGAAAAGGUAUCGAAACCUGUGAACAUUGUGGAUUACCCAGAAUCCUCUGAUUCAGAUGCAGAAACAGAGAACCUUGAAAAAACUGUAGAUCAUCUCAAACCAAGUGAAAUUGCUGACACUUCUGUACAGAACACAGAUCAACCUUCUGAAGGAUCAGAUUUGACCUCUGAACAACAUACUGUGGAUCAUGAUACUGAACAGACACUCAAACAAAUAGCUACACUGAGUCACUCAUGCCAAGAGACCAAUGAGGAUAAAACAAAUUCUCAGGACAGUGUCCAUGGUUACAGAACCGGUAACCAAGAGGAGAUAUCUGAGAAUGCUGUUUGUCUGUCAGGGAAAGAGGAGAGUGCACAGAAAAUUGAGGAGACAGUGUUGUCAUCCCUGUCAUCAGAUAAGGUUAAUAUUCAGGACAAGAAAAUAUCUAAAUCAUCUGAACUGACAUCAAAAGAUGGAGAAAAUGUGGAAAUCAUUCAAUCAAGUGUUGAAUCAGAACUGUAUAAUGAUUGUAGCAGUAAUAGAUUUAAUACUGGUCUUGAAAAGUCAGAACAGAGUGAUACUGAAAUAAACAAAAAGAAUUCUGAAGUCACGACACCAACAAAAAAUGAUUUGGUUACAAACUAUAAGAAAUUAAUGGAUGAAAUGCUUAGUUUAUCUUCAUCUAAACAAACGUCAGAUCAGUUAUCUCCAAAUAAUGAUAAAUUUUCUAUGAACAGAAGUUUUGGUUUUGAUGAUUUAGAUAAAAAUGAGUCCCCAUCUAGACAGAAUGGUGGUCAAGAAAAGUCUAUCGAAAGUUUUAGUAUUUUUGCCGAUGACUUGAAUAAGCUACCAGAAAGUUGCACACAAAGAGACUUAACUACGAGAAGUUUACCAGAUAAUUGGGCACCAAGAUGGUCAAGACAAUUAGAGCAAUCGUUUUCUAAGGAAGGAAGAACUCUUAAACGGUCGUUUUCAGAUGUUGAUCUGUCUAAAAUUGAUGGAAAUUCUUCUGAUUUUGAAUCUCAGUCUGUGAUAUCUGAUAGGGAGUAUCAAGAAAAGAGUUUACAAGGAUUUCAGACAUCUGAUACCAGAAAGAAAAGUAGGUCCGAAAGUUUUCAGAUGUACAAAUUGAACUUUUGUGGGAAAAGUGGAAAAUACCGAUUAGCAUUGCCUCAACUACAAUCCAAUAAAGUCAGACCAAAAUCUCAAACCUCUUUACUCACUUAUAAUGAAUGGAAAAACAAUGACAAAACUGUUGAGAUUGUCACACAGCAAAUUAUUGAAUCGGUAGCCAUCAAACCGGAAAUUCCAAUUGGAACAGUGAAGGAUCGGAAACUAUUUCAAGAUAAAAGAAAUGAACCAAAAUGUCAAAUAUGUCAAAGAACAUUUGAUACCAUGAAAAGAUUACAGCUACAUGUCAAACAUCCAUGUCGAAUGGACCUUCGGAAAACUCUAGAUUGUGAAUACGUAUUUAACUGUAAUAUAUGUAAAGCUUCCUUAAAAACUGAAUUUGCUGCUAAACUUCACUGUGAAGUUUGUAAUGGGAGAAAUGUUGAUUCUGGUUAUAGUAUGAGUACUUACUUCAGAUGUAGAAUGUGUGGAGAAAAGUUUAUCUUACAAAAGAGUGCCUGUGAUCAUGUGGAUAAAUUGUGUAAAAAGUUACCGAAGCAUGGCCAUUCAAUAAAACAUUCAGAAUCUGUGAGUAAUUCAUUGACGUUGUCUAUUGAAAAACAAAGUAGUGACAUAAAUAGUGAUAAGUCUAUCACAAAGCAGAGAAAGAAAUCAGAGGAAAUAAAUCAUUCUAACGCUGUCAAACCAGAUUUACAGAAAAACAUGGAGGAUGAACCUGAUCACCUGUCAAUCAUCCCAAAUAUUGACCCCAAGGUAGGGGUCACACAGGAACUGGCAGAAAAUGAAAUGUUACAAGCUACGCAAAAAGUUCUUGAAACAAAAUCUAAGCGGCAGAAAAUUGAAUUUGAAAAAGAUGUAGACAAUGAAAGUGUAAAAAGUUUUUCGACCGAAUCAUCGUAUGUUACAAUAGAUGCCAGUGAAACGUCAUCCAUCAAGAGUGGUGAUUACAAACCCAGAGCUGUUCAGCAGAAACAUUCAGCCAGGUUGAUUAACAAAAAAAUUGGAAAAAGAAUGAUUAAAGCCAAAAAAUUCUUUGGUGAUCAGUUUGAAGUGCCAGAAUUUGUUGAGAAACAAGCAAAAAAGGUCAAUUUAAAAAGAAAAUUCAAACCAGGUUAUAGAACAAAUCUGAAUAUUUCUCCAAAACUAAGAAGAGCAUUAAAAAACAAGAAAAUUUCUAAAGUAAGAAAAACAAUUGAAGCCUUGAGAAAUAAGAAUGUCUCUAAAGUGAAAGCACAAAUGAACCUAAACUCUCGGUGGAAGAACCAAAAUAAAGUGUUAAAAGACGAUAAAGGAUUUAUAGUAACCAAAAAUAGGAAAGAACUUACUGAAAAAGUGACAAGUUACAAAAGAGAGAACUUCACAAUGGCUGACAGCAUGGAGUUAUUCAGACAAUUAACCUUUGAAAAAAAAGGUAGAAAAGUGUUUAGAUGUCCUAUCAAAAUUUGUAGAGGACCUUAUAAAACUCAUUUUUCUAUGAUGUCACAUUUUGACACACGCCAUAAUUUCUCAAUGUAUAAGAAAACAAAAAGUAAAGACUUUCAGUGCACAUAUUGCAAUUUCCGUGGUGAUAGUGAGAACAAAAUAGUUGCUCACUCAGCAAACCACUUGACAGAAAUUGUCAUGGACAAUAUAUCAAAUUGUUCUUUGAAUGUGAUAACAGUUUUAUUAUCAAUGAUUGACCAAAAAGAAAAGGAAAGCAUUAGUCAAAGUGAGGACACAGAUUCGUUAAAUAAAAAAACUGUUUCUAAAGUUACACAAGACCUCGAGGAUGAUAUUAAGCCCAGUCAGGAAAUAAGCAGAAACAAAACUUCUAUAAGAACAAGAAAAACUAGAAUUAUUGAAGAAAAUGAUGUCAAUAAGGAGAAAAUGAGAAAGGAUAAAGAAGAUACUAUCAUUAGUAAGAACUUUAAAAAGACAAUUGAGAAAUUAUCAAAGAAGGAAAUAAAAUCAGAUAACAAUACACCAGAACAGCAAUCCAUUCGUGAGCCUGUUUCCAAAAGACAACGCAGCAGACGACAGAGUGAAAAGAUAACUCCUGUUAAGGAACUGGCCAUAAAGACUGAAAAUGAUUCUUUAAAAUCAGAUGAAUUCGAUAACAAUCAGGAUUUACUUCCAUCACCUGAUUCAUCUUUUGUACGGAGAAGUUCUCGGAAGAGAACAGAUGGUUUAUCAGUGUAUAAAGAUUUCCAGCUGUCUAAUAAAAAGGCAGCAAAAUCUGUCGAAGAGGACGAUACAGGAUGUAGAAGUGAAGAAAAUCAGUCACAAGUAAUAGAUGAUGGCAAAGUACUCAACAAAUCUUUCAAUACUAGAAGUUCUAAGACACAUACUGCAGGAAAAGAUAAUAAUAGUACUAGUAAAGAUACAAAGAUAGAAGAAACAAAAGAGAAACUGAAUAAUAAAACAGUAACCUCAAGAUCUAGAAUUCAUAAUAGGAAUUCAAAUUUAAAGGAGGCAGAACAUUGUGACGUUGCUGAAAAAUCAAAUGAUAAAAAAGUGAUUAUGAACUGUAAAAACUUUGACAAAACUUCAGUUAUGAAUACAAGAAAAUCAGUGGAGAAAAAAUCUCCUUCAAAAGAAGAACCUGAAUCAGAUUGUUCAAGGUCACACAAUACAAGGAGAAGACAUUUAAGUUUAGAGUCAAAUUCAAGUAAAAUUUCUGUUUCAACUGCAGAAAAUGAGAAGUCAGAAACACCAUCUAGACGCAGUACUAGGAAAAGACAUUCAAGUCGGGAAUCAGAUUCCAGUAAAACUUCAUUUACAACAACUGAAGACGUGAAAAAAGAAGCAAUAGAAUCAUUGUCUACUCGCAGUACCAGGAAAAGGCAUUCAAGUACGGAAUCAAAUGCAAGUAAAAUGUCUAAUCAAGAUAAAAAAAUCAAGAGUGAAAAUGCUACCUCAGCUGAUAAGAAAGAUGAAAAGAAGGACCUACACACAAGUAAGAAGAAAAGUAAUUCUGAUCAACAAUUACUAGAGGCAAACAAAAAUUUAAUGGAGCCUCUGCCACGCAAACGAUUUAGUUUGGACAAUAAGGCAGAUGAAACUGAUCUUUUGAAAAGUGAUAGGCAUUUAAGAGACAGAAAAUCAGUGGAAAAUAGUAAAGAAAUGAAACAAAAAGAUAGUAACACUAACAGCAGUAAGAGGAAAGAGUUAUCUGAGACCUCUGAAGGAGGGAAGGACACUCAGAAUGCCUUCCUUGACAGUUUUAAGCAAUUUGUCGGAAUAUCAAAACCAACCUCUGUCUCAAAUUCAAUCAAAAGUCUCAAGCAAGGAAAAUCCUCUAAACUCAAAUCUCAGGCAAAUAUUCAUCUGAGGAAACAGUUGAGGAAAGUGAAAGAAGAGACAAAUAUUGUAGAACAGAAUGCUAUAGGAAAGAUGGAACUGGGUGAUCUCAUUGAAAUAAAAGAUUUCAGGAAAUCAAACAAAAAUACCUCUAAGGAUAAUAAGAAAGUAGAAGUCAUAGAUUUGACGGAAGACAUGGAAAGUAUAGAUACUAAACAACAAUCAAUGAAAGAAGCAGGUCCUUCAUCCAAUUCCAAAUUAAAUAAUUCUACCUCAACUUCUCAUAAACCAUCAUUCCUUGAUAGUUUUCUGGCACAUGUAAAUAAUGACUCCAAAACAUUUGAUGGAAGAAACUCUUCUACUAAGAGGAAAAAUGAUUCUUCAUCAAACUUAGAUGUUAAACACAUGAAGACAAGCUCGGAGAAAGCAGACAGUAAGAUACCUGAAAGCCAUAACCAUGACAACAAAGAAGUGAAAGGUUCAAAUAAACAACAUGCCAAGUCAGAGAAGGCUCCUGUUGAACAGACGAAGUCUACGAAGGAACACACCAGAUCUAAAGAUGCAGAAAAGGCAAAUUCAAAUUCUAAAUACCAACAGAAGGAAGCUUCCAAGACCAAAAAUAUUGAGGCUAAAAAAUUGAUACAAAAUUGUAACGAAAAGAACAAUGAUAAGAAGUCAGCAAUGGUUGAGCAAAAAAGUAAAAACAGUGGAGAAACACAUGCUGUAAAGGAGAAAAAUGAAAAGAAUAAGAAUUUGAAAGGAAAAAGUGACAAGAUAGAGAAGAAAAAUAAAGGAACGUUGUGUAAAUCACCAGGUGGGGAGUCUCAGUUUCAAAAUAGUUUUAUGUCGUAUAUUGGAUCAAACAGUUCAGUCAGGCGUGACAAAUUAUCACAAAAGAAAUCUCCAUUUAAAUGGGAACUAGAUGAUGAAGAACCUGACAGCAGUAAACAUUCCCAGAUAAAAACUUAUGAGAAGAAGCUGGGUCGGUACAUUGAAUCAAAAUCUAGUAAACAGCCUCAGUCUGGUGAAUGUAGUGAGUCUAAAUCUAGUUCACCCUUGGACAAAAGUACUGAAAAUUCAACCAUGGAUAAAAGUACUGAAAAUUCAACCGUGGAUGAAAGUACUGAAUCUUGUAAAAGUCUGACAGUGGACAAAAGUGCUGAAUCUAGCAAAAGUUCAAAGGUGGAUAAAAAUACUGAAUCUAGCAAAAGUUCAACGGUGGAUAAAAGUACUGAAUCUAGCAAAAGUUCAAAGGUGGAUAAAAAUACUGAAUCUAGCAAAAGUUCAACGGUGGAUAAAAGUACUGAAUCUAGCAAAAGUUCAAAGGUGGAUAAAAGAACUGAAUCUAGCAAAAGUUCAAAGGUGGAUAAAAAUACUGAAUCUAGCAAAAGUUCAAAGGUGGAUAAAAGUACUGAAUCUAGCAAAAGUUCAAAGGUGGAUAAAAGUACUGAAUCUAACAAAAGUUCAAAGGUGGAUAAAAGUACAGAAUCUAGCAAAAGUUCAAAGGUGAAUAAAAGUACUGAAUCUAGCAAAAGUGCACAUACGAAAAGCAGUGAAAAUGUGAAAUCUAAAGAAAGCAUGGAUACCAAUGCUAACAGUGAUACUCAGAUUUCUGAUAAGUCCAAAUGUGUAAAUGUUUGUACCAAUGAAAAAUCAGAGAAACAAGUUCAACACAAAUCAGAAUCUCUGUCGAAAAAACAAACUUCUAAAUCAAGUCGAAGUAGCAAGUCUUCUAAAUCUAAGGGAAACAAUAAAAACAACACAAAAUCUACUAGGAAGAAAUCUGCCAAACCUAAAUCAGAUGAGGAAUGUUUGGAUAGCAAGAGUGUAAACAAUUCUAGUGACAAGUCUUGUGGGGGCAAAAAUUCUGUAGAGGGAAAACACACAGAUACGGACUUUGAAAAACAUUUUGAGAAAUUUGUAUCUACUGCAUUAAAUACUGACAUUGAUUUGGAGGAGAGAGAAUCUCAGAAAAGUGGUAAAGAAUCUGUGAAGUUAGAUAAAGGGAAAAAAUGUACUGUAAAUAAAGGACAUGUUACUGAAUUAUCCUCAGUUAUCUCGAAAACCGGUGAAAAGAAAAUAGUUAAAAUGGAAACUAAAUCUGUGUCUUCUACUCUUGAUCGGGCUGUCGCUUCAACAAAUGAUUCUGUCAAAACUAAGCCUGCAUUUCGUGGAUUUUCAUCCAGUGCUGGACAUUUUUUGAAAAAUCGUAUAGCCAGAUACAAUUUACCAUCACCACCAAGGAAGAGAUAUUCUUCAAAGGCGCCCUUUGUUGUUCCUAAGAUUACAACAAAUAAAAAACUCAUUCCUAUUUCUGAGUUUAGUGUUUUAGACAGUCAGGAGGCUAAAGAUAAAGAAAGUUCUGACUCUAAAUCAGACACCAAAUCUUCCUCUUCCACUCAUCAUAAACUUGUCCCUGUUGAUGCUCACCGUAUAAGACAUAUGUACCAUGGUGGCAAAGUCUGGCAAAUUGGACAAGGCUCCGUAUCGUCCACACAUUUAUCAAGUCCCACAAAGCGUCAGCAGUCAAACUGUCAAAAAAACAAGGCAUCAAAUAUUGAUGAAGCAAAAAAAUCGGAAACAGUGAAGGUUAAUGACGAUGGUCAGAAAGAGGUCAAGUUACCUGACCAGGAGGAUGAGAAAGACGGUGAAAAACAUAAUCGAUGGAAAUCACAGAAAAGAUCAGCACCAACUGACGACAGUGUAGAGAGUAAACGAACGAAAAGUUCUCCGUCAUAGCAUAUUAUGAAUUAGUGCAUUGGAUUUCAUCAUCUAUUCACAUCUUUUUUUAAGCAGACAGGAAAUACUGUUUGAGCAACUUUAUCAAAAAUGUAUUGAAAAAAAUCCUGUGCCAUUUUAUGUUUCUUAGGAAUGGGUAUUAUUUAAUUCCUUGUUCAUUUUAUCCUAUAUCAUAUAUUGUUCCAAGGGGGGGCACAUUAAUGAAAAUGUGUUACCUACUCAGAGAGGCCAUUUUAUUUUUAUCCCGUCAUUGUGUUUCUGAAAGUAGUCUUAGUCUCUAAGCUGGAAAUUUUGGUUAAUUGGGUAUCAUGCAAAGUAACAGCCUUUAAUCAUAGAAGAUUAUUUAAUCAAGUUAUGAAAUUUUCAGGAAGUUUUUCAUAAGUGACGUCACAUGUGUUCAAAAUAUUAACAAGUCUAGUUUCAGUUUAUGGGUUUAAUGAAGUUUUUCAUAAGUGACGUCACAUGUGUUCAAAAUGUUAACAAGUCUAGUUUCAGUUUAUUUGGUCAUUAUGUUUAAAAAAAAAAAUUUUAUAGCAAAAACUAAAGCAUGGGCUUUUUAAAGAUUUAUUUUUGCUUUGCUGCAUAGUUUUUGUGUCUAAACUAGUAAAGUGAAAUUAAACAUUCAUAAAUUAUUUGAGCUUAAUUAUAUAUAAACAUGCCUUUUUUGUUUCAAUUCAUCAAAAUGUGUACAAUACAAUUACUUCAAUUUACAUUAAACAUUUUCCAUACAACUGAUUUUUUGUGUUUUGUGAUAUACAUAUUUUUACAACCCAUUAUACAGGUGUUUCUUUUAUACUUGCUUUGUGUCUCUGUAUUUUAUUUUUAUAGCAGAAAAGGUGGUGUAGACUUCACUUGUCUUUUGAAGCAACAUAAUAACCAUAAACUAUCUUUAAAAUAAUUAUAACAAACUUUUUUUAUAUUCAAAUAUUUUCUUUAAUAGACAACAGUAAGAUGUCAUUUUAAAAUUUAUUUGGUUAAUUUUUAAACUGAUUUUUUUUGGAAAGCAUAAAUUUUCUUUAGUUUUUCAUAUAAGCUGUAUAUUUGUAUGUCAGAAAUAAUUGGUCCCUUCAUAUUCUACUGAUGGUGGGAAAAGAAUUUUUAAUUAAAUGAAAUAUCGACAACAUCAAAAAUAUUACCAUUUGUAGAUUAGAUUUUUUUUUUAAAUCUUGUGCUACAAUUUGUGGUGAUUUUUAUAAAGCAUUGUUAACAGUGUUUUUAAAUAAAAGCAGGAUUUCAUAAUUUGCUUUGCCUUCUAUGCAUAAGUUAGAGCAGUGUUAAAGCAAAACAUUUGUAGCAUCUAACUGAAAAUAAUGGUACAUUAACAUUAUAAAAGAAAAAUCAAACACCAAAUCAUUGUAUAAAGUUUUCAGGAAUUUUGAAUGGGGAAAAGUUUUAUGUAAAUAAACAUUUAAAUGAUAAAUUAUUUAUGUACAGUAAUGCCAUUUUGUUUAAAUGAAGAAACUUGUCCAUAUUAUACAUUGUAAGUACUCAUAUAUUCAUUGAGAUUGAGUGUGUUUUAUAGUUAAUGAUUCAUGAUAGAUAAACAUGAGAUGAUACAGGGCGGAGAUAGUUAAUGAUUCAUGAUAGAUAAACAUGAGAUGAUACAGGGCAGAGAUAGCCAAUAAAUUAAUUGGUCAUCUAUUGGAAAGCUGUGAAAUUGUGUGAUAGAAUUAAACUGAACUUAAACUAGUGUAGUUUAAAAAAUUGUUAAAAUAAUUGAUUUUGCAUAAUCAUUUAAUGUCAUACCUUUUAUUUACUUGUUAUGUCUGAACUAUGUCUUUGAUGGUUGAUUAUGAAUAUUUCCCCAAAUAAACUCUUUUAAAAUAGUUUGUGUUCCUAGAGCCACAAAUUUUAUAAUUUACAAGAUUUGAUAUCUGCAGAGACUGUGUCUACGACGACUUUAUUCUCAUGAGAGAUCAUCACCAUAAACUAGGCAUUGCCCUAUUAAAUAUUGCUAUUUUUCAAUUAAUAUAAAUUUCCAAAGAAUUGUUUUCCUUCUCUUUCAGCAGCUGACCAUAAGAAUAUUUCCCUCUUAAAACAAUUUUUCUGAAAGUGUAACAUGAAGUAUUUCAACAUAUUAAAUCAAUGAAAGUGUUAAUAUUUUUUUUACAAUAUUUGUUUUUAUAGGAGGGGAGUUAAGAAGUUAUCUGUAUAUUCUUUUGAUAAUUUUAUGUUUUUUGGGAGGUAUUUUUAUAGGUAAUAUAUGUGAUGCUGGUUUCUUGUUUCCAUGAUCAUGCAUGAAUAUUUAUCUUGAUAAAAUAAUUGUUACAAUAUUAAACCUGUAUAUAUCAAAUGUAAAGAUUGAUGUUUCUUGUUGGUACGGAUGAGUUGAUGCAUCUCAUUUUAAAGUCAUUUGCAUUGGUUUAUUCAUCAUGCAAACUAAAUAAAUUUAAUAACUAA